GGGGGGGAGAAAAAGAUCAUAGAAGCUUCAAAGCAACGACUAGAAGGAACCGAAUGAGAAACCUACUUUGGCCCGUAACCCCAUUUCCUUUUUCUUUUGUUUUUUACACAACACAAAACCCCAAAAACCAGAGCUUUUUUUUUUUUUUUUUUUCCCUCUCUCUCUCUCUCUCUCUAUAGCUGUCCUGUCCGAAACGACGCGUUUCAAUUGGCACCGACUUGUGCCUAUUAAUGGCGUUUCUCCCACACCUGCUAGAGCUACAACAACCUAUGUAUACACUUGUAUUCUUCACUUUCUCUCUUCUCUCUUUUUCUCUCCUCUGUUUCUCGCUCUACAAGAGGCUCCAUAGAACAGAGGGCCAAACCCAGAACCCAAUCUUGGAGCACAAGCCUCGUGAUCUGAGCCCGACCCAUUUGACCCAUUCGCUUCUUUUGGAGAUCUUACCCUCCAAUUCUGCGAAAUGGGAGGGAUUGUUUGGUGGGGACCCGGGUGUUGAUGGGUCAGGGGGGUUGGGUGGGGAGAGGGGUGAGGGUGAUUCAGGUGGGGAGCAGAGGGAGAAGAAGAAGAAGAAGAGAGUGAAGAAGAAGAGGGCGAAGGGGGGAGACGAUGGUGUUGAGGAGAAGGAGAAAGAGAAGGAGAAGCAAGAAUUGGUGUGUUUGUACCCGUUUACAUCGUCUUCUAGUGCUACACAGAGGAAAAUCAAGCAACAGUAUGAUCAACUUGUGAAGUGCCAUGGCUCUAAGGGGUUAACACUGGCUCAGGUUGGACAGUUUGCUAAUUGCUUGAUUGAGGCUAGAAAUGAGCUACAGCACAAGUCUGAGGUCAUCCAACGUAAGUUCACGAUAACAAAGGCUCUAUUAUUCAAGGCAGAUAGGUCUUCAUUUGAUCGUCUUCGUCAACAGAUAUACAAGCUAGAAAUGGAACAAAAGAGAUUAGAGGAGGAUGCAUUUGUUUAUAACUGGCUUCAACAACAACUUAAGCUCUCACCAGCAUACAAAAAGAUGCUUGAGAUUAGUGCCUGCAUGGAGUUGAAGGCCAAAUCUGGCGAGCUGACGGAAGGCACAGACAGUACAGAUACUGAAUUUUCUGACAUUUCAUUUGAAGAGUUAUUAGCUCAGGAGAAGAAGGAUUCAUUCUGGCAGAAGAAUGGCAAGCCGAGGUCUUGCUCGGGCCGAUGAAAGCAUUUGUUUGUUAACUACACUCAAGUCUCACCAAUAGUGGUUUUCCCAGUGGAUGCUAAUCAAUCAAAUCCUCUAGAUAUGAUGAGAAAUUCAGCAUUGUAUAUCACGACUAGCUAACAACCAAAACCAUCCUGUUGGAAGUUGAACUUUGAUGAUAAGCUGCAAGAAGGCCUCUCUCUAUGCAUGGCCUUUUGAUACCAAAAGUAGUGAAUGUGUCUCAGAACUUAACAGACAUGACUUGUGUUGUGGAUUUGACCCCAAGUCUACAUAUGGGGCAAAAAAAAAAAAUUCUGAAAGAUGGGAGAUUUUUCUCGGUUUUGGGUUUGCUUAAUUUUUAUCCAAAAACUGGGUUUCUUAUCAUAUUGCUCAUAUCAUCAUCAUAUUCAAAUAAGUUGUAGGAAUGGAAAUUUGCCUUGUGACAGCAGCUUAGGCAUAUAUAACCCUUUGUUUUCGGUAAGAAGAUAUUGCAUUUAUUUGUUUAAUGCUGCAAUGAAUUUGGUGUUUUGUAUA
Vitis riparia (riverbank grape) is the source of this 1691-nucleotide messenger RNA. RefSeq lists its product as uncharacterized. The record is from RefSeq and is a predicted model, not a curated record. The transcript is spliced from 7 exons. The coding region runs from base 231 to 1178 and encodes 315 amino acids. Lineage: Eukaryota; Viridiplantae; Streptophyta; Magnoliopsida; Vitales; Vitaceae.